AUGGCUUGGCGAAACCAGGGCAUCACGGGCUCCAACAACAUCCCCCUGGGCAAGACUCGACGCUUCGGUGGCGAACCUGACGACGAUGUCCCCGACCGCGACCUGAAGCGUGGCCGCGACCCCGAACCGCGAAGCGAGGCCGAUGGCCCUCGCCGCCGAAAGAAGCGUAACCGCUGGGGCGAGGCCUCGGAGAACAAGGCGGCCGGCCUCAUGGGUCUGCCCACAGCCAUCAUGUCCAACAUGACGAGCGAGCAGCUCGAGGCAUACACUCUCCACCUUCGCAUCGAGGAAAUCAGCCAGAAGCUUCGCAUCGACGACGUAGUCCCGGCUGAUGGCGACAGAUCGCCGUCUCCCCCUCCGCAAUACGACAACCACGGGCGACGUAUCAACACCCGUGAAUACCGAUACCGCAAGCGACUCGAGGAUGAACGUCACAAGCUUAUCGAACGAGCGAUGAAAACCAUCCCCAACUAUCACCCUCCUCAAGAUUACCGACGUCCGACCAAGACCCAGGAGAAGGUCUACGUGCCCGUCAAUGACUAUCCGGAGAUUAACUUCAUCGGUUUACUCAUCGGCCCUCGUGGUAAUACUCUGAAGAAGAUGGAGGCCGAUUCUGGAGCAAAGAUUGCCAUCCGCGGCAAAGGCAACCAAGAAGAGGACCUUCACUGCCUCAUCAUGGCCGAAUCCGAAGAGAAGAUCAACAAGGCCAAGCAGCUAAUCCACAACGUUAUCGAGACGGCUGCUUCCAUCCCUGAGGGGCAGAAUGAACUGAAGCGCAACCAACUUCGAGAGCUCGCUGCGCUCAACGGUACACUGCGUGACGACGAAAAUCAGGCCUGCCAGAAUUGCGGUAAGAUCGGGCAUCGCAAGUACGAUUGCCCUGAGCGACAAAACUUCACCGCCAGCAUCAUCUGCCGAGUUUGCGGUAAUGCUGGCCACAUGGCCCGCGACUGUCCGGAUCGCCAGAGAGGCAGAAUCGGCGCAGGCGGCGGGGGCGAUGCGGUUGACCGCGAGAUGGAGCAACUCAUGCAAGAACUCGGCGGAGGUCCCAGUGCUCCGGCCCAGAUUGAGGCUGGACCCGGCGGGCACGGCGGGCACGGCGGGCACGACGGCGGUGAUGCCAGGCCCUGGCAACGCGCUCCCGCCGGCGGACAAGCUCCGUGGCGCUCUCAACGACGCCGCGGUCACGAUGACCAAGCUGACACCUACCACGGACACGGCCACGACAACGACCGCGACCGUGACCGCGACCGCGACCGCAAUCGCGACCGUGACCGCGACUACGGCCGUGACAAUGGCCAAGGCCACAGCCAUGGUUAUGGUUCGGGCUAUGGUUCGGGCUCGGGCUAUGGCUCCGCCCCCGGCUCGGGUGCUCCUGGCGCUGCCCCGUGGCAUCAGCCUCCCCCUGGGACACACGGUGGCUACCCUGGCUAUGGUGGAUACGGUGGUUACGGCGGCGCUCCCGGCACGGCUCCUCCUCCUGGCCCGCCUCCCGGUCUCGGCCCGUAUGGGGGUGCAGCGCCGCCUCCGCCGCCUCCUCCAUCCGGCGAGUCGCCGCCUCCGCCGCCUCGCAAUCAACCGCCACCGCCUCCUCCCCCGGGCGCUUAG
This is a messenger RNA of Hirsutella rhossiliensis, 1608 nucleotides long. RefSeq names its product splicing factor 1 helix-hairpin domain-containing protein. Gene Ontology annotation, cellular component: nucleus. The coding region runs from base 1 to 1608 and encodes 535 amino acids. Gene Ontology annotation, biological process: regulation of mRNA splicing, via spliceosome. The record is from RefSeq and is a predicted model, not a curated record. Lineage: Eukaryota; Fungi; Ascomycota; Sordariomycetes; Hypocreales; Ophiocordycipitaceae. Gene Ontology annotation, molecular function: zinc ion binding; mRNA binding. The transcript is spliced from 9 exons.